Lonchura striata (white-rumped munia) is the source of this 2253-nucleotide messenger RNA. The record is from RefSeq and is a predicted model, not a curated record. Lineage: Eukaryota; Metazoa; Chordata; Aves; Passeriformes; Estrildidae.
AUGGCUCUGGGCACAGUGGUGACUGUGCUGGCUCUGCCACAGCUGGGGAACCCAGCACACCAGGGCACCAACGGGAGCAUGUGGACUGGCAUUCCGGAGAGGCAGGUGGCCUUGGCAGCAGAGAUGGCCCUGAGCCACCGCGCGCCCCGUGAGGUGCUGAGUGAGGCUGAACUGGAGGAGGUGGCACGGAGGAAACCUCCCACGAAGCCCUCUUUGCGUGGCUGUCUCCACAAGACCAGAUGCUCGGGCUCUGCUGCCAAGUCCCUGCUGUUCCGCUUCCUGCCCUUCCUGCGCUGGCUGCCCCGCUACCCCAUCAAGGACUGGCUCCUGGGGGACAUUGUUUCAGGCUUCAGUGUGGGCAUCAUGCACCUGCCCCAGGGGCUUGCCUAUGCACUGCUGGCUGGGCUGCCGCCAGUCACGGGUCUCUACUCCUCCUUUUAUCCCGUCUUCCUCUACUUCUUCUUCGGAACGUCAAGGCACAACUCCGUGGGUCCCUUUGCCGUCAUCUCUGUCAUGAUUGGGAGCUUGACAGAAUCCCUGAUGCCCAGCGAGGACUUCCUGGAGUCCGUCAAUGGCAGCAAUGCAACGGUCAAUGAGGAAUUGCGCGACGCUCGCAGGGUGGAGCUGGUGGCCACCAUCACUGUCCUGACGGGUAUCUUCCAGGUGCUCCUGGGGCUCCUGCAGUUUGGAUUUGUGGUGACCUACCUCUCAGACCCACUGGUGCGUGGCUACACCACUGCUGCCUCUGUGCACGUGCUCGUCUCCCAGCUCAAAAAUGUUUUUGGAGUCUCCCAAAGCGAGCACUCGGGGCCGCUCUCGCUGUUUGUGACUGUCAUCGAUCUCUGCAAGAAGCUGCCAGACACCAAUGUGGGCACCCUGGUGACUUCCAUCAUUGCCAUGGUGGCCAUCUUGAUUGUGAAGGAGCUCAACCACAAGUUUGCUGCCAAAUUGCCCAUGCCCAUCCCCAUCGAGCUUAUUACGAUCAUCGUUUCCACCGGCAUCUCCUAUGGGGUCAACCUGAAAGAAAAGUUUGGCAUCUCUGUGGUGGGCAACAUCCCCAGCGGGCUGAAGCCACCUGUGGUCCCUAACAUGAGCUACUUUGGGCAGGUGGUGGGCAAUGCCUUUGCCAUUGCUGUGGUAGGCUACGCCAUCUGCAUCUCCCUGGGCAAAAUCUUUGCCCUGAAACAUGGCUACAAAGUGGACAGCAACCAGGAGCUGAUUGCACUGGGCCUCUGCAACUUCCUAGGAGGCUUCUUCCAGUGUUUUGCCAUCAGCUGCUCCAUGUCGAGGAGCCUGGUACAGGAGAGCACAGGGGGCAACAGCCAGGUAGCUGGUGUCAUCGCAUCCCUGGUCAUCCUGGUGACCAUUGUGAAGAUUGGAGAACUCUUCCGGGACCUGCCCAAGGCCAUCUUAGCUGCCAUCAUCAUUGUCAACCUCAAGGGCAUGUUCAAGCAGUUCAAGGACCUCAGCACUCUCUGGAAGUCCAACAAGGUGGACCUGCUGGUCUGGGUUGUGACAUUCAUAGCCACCCUCCUGCUGAACUUGGACAUCGGCCUGGCGGCCUCGGUGGCAUUUGGGUUGCUCACGGUCAUCUUCCGUACCCAGCUCCCGCACUACUCCAUCCUGGGGCGCAUCUCUGACACCGAUGUCUACAGGGAUGUGGUGGAAUACGAGAUGGCACAGGAGGUCCCUGGCGUGAAGAUUUUCCGCUCUUCCUCAACCAUCUAUUUUGCCAACGUGGAGCUGUAUGCCGAGGCCCUGAAGAAAAAGAGCGGCAUUGAUGUGGACCGCCUGAUUGAGAAGAAGAAGAAGGCCCUCAAGAAGCUGAAGAAACAGCAGAAGAAACUGGAGAAGGAAAAGGCAAAGAAGAAAAAGAAUGCAGGGGACGGUCCAGGCCUGGCAGUGAUUGAGUUGAGUGCAGGAGAGAGCAGUGCACCCUCAGAGCCCACCCUGCGCAGCCUAGGGCUGCCCCAGCCCAGCUUCUCCGCUGUUAUCUUGGACUUCAGCCCCGUCAGCUUUGUGGACACCGUCUCCAUCAAGAUCCUGAAGAAUAUCUUCAGGGAUUUCCGUGAGAUAGAAGUGGAUGUCUUCAUUGCCAGCUGUCCGGUAUCUGUCCUGGCCCAGCUGGAGCAGGGCAACUUCUUCAGUUCAACCAUCACCAAGCACUCCUUCUUCCCCUCGGUGCAUGAUGCCGUGGUGCACAUCAGCAGGGAGCGGCACCAGGCCUCGGUGGACCACAGCACCAGGAUGUAG